This is a messenger RNA of Rhagoletis pomonella (apple maggot), 655 nucleotides long. RefSeq lists its product as uncharacterized. The record is from RefSeq and is a predicted model, not a curated record. Lineage: Eukaryota; Metazoa; Arthropoda; Insecta; Diptera; Tephritidae.
AAUCGAAAUGGCUAACCCAAGACAGGACUUGGCGAAUACACUCAGCGAAGCCGGGGUGGAAUUUCCGCCAUCAGCUACAACGCAACAGCUACGCAAGCUACUGCAAAACGUAGUGGGAGCUGGAGCAAAUGCCUCGACUUCUGCUCCUGAAAAUGCCGCCGAUUUAAAUGAAAUUGCCGAUGCUACUAGUACUGCCAAUGCCGCUAACGCAGCUUUUACCGCCGACGCCGACAAUGUGCCAACCGCCGCUCGCAUCGCCGAUUCUGCCGAUAUUACCAAUGCCGAUGCCGCCUACAAUACUGAUGCUGCCUACAACGCCGCUGCCGCUUACAAUGCCGAUGCCGCCUACAACGCCGCUGCCGCUUACAAUACCGAUGCCGCUAGUAUCGCUGAUAUUCCCGGCCAUGCCACUGCCGGUAAUACUGCCGCCACCAUUGACGCCGUCAAUACUGCCGGAGACCUAAAUAGGGGUCAAAGGACCGCACCAAGACUUGGUGACCUAGACGAGGAGGUUACAGCCCUCAAGAAGCGUCUUGAGAUUUUGACGCUUAUGAGGCAAAUAGAGGAGCUUGAGUGCCGGGCCCCCCAUAAAAAGCAAACGCCGGCUAGACUUUGGGGACAUCGAGCAUGCUCUGCCCAAAUUCAACGGCGAUGA